AUGAACAGGUUUCGUAUGUGGUUGAUGAAGUCUGGUCUUAGUGAAGUACAGGGAACCUACGAUAAAGUUUUGGAGCAAGAGUUAAUGGUUGUGAAGAUUAGCAUACUUGAGAGAGCAUUUAUCCUGGUGGCCACAGCAUCACCCAGCAGCCACAGCAUCUUCCAGCAGCCACAGCAUCACCCAGCAGCCACAGCAUCACCCAGCAGCCACAGCAUCACCCAGCAGCCACAGCAUCACCCAGCAGCCACAGCAUCACCCAGCAGCCACAGCAUCACCCAGCAGCCACAGCAUCACCCAGCAACCACAGCAUCACCCAGCAGCCACAGCAUCACCCAGCAUCACCCAGCAGCCACAGCAUCACCCAGCAGCCACAGCAUCACCCAGCAACCACACCAUCCCCCAGCAGCCACACCAUCACCCAGCAGCCACAGCAUCACCCAGCAGCCACAGCAUCACCCAGCAACCACAGCAUCACCCAUCAGCCACACCAUCACCCAGCAGCCACAGCAUCACCCAGCAGCCACAGCAUCACCCAGCAGCCACAGCAUCACAGGAGACGGCGUCGCCUCGCCACUCCCUCGACUUAGACAAUGA
Procambarus clarkii (red swamp crayfish) is the source of this 594-nucleotide messenger RNA. RefSeq lists its product as uncharacterized. Lineage: Eukaryota; Metazoa; Arthropoda; Malacostraca; Decapoda; Cambaridae. The record is from RefSeq and is a predicted model, not a curated record.